AUGCCGUCGGUCGUUGCAACUUCCGCUCCCCACCUCCGCGUGUCCGCCGCAAAGAGCCAGGGCGAGAAGCUCCCAUCAGACAGUAGCUCGUCGACAAGAAUUCCUCCUCCAGAACAAUCGGCAGUCGAAGAUCGUUUCUUUUGGACAUAUACCGAGGAGCCACAUCGCUCGAGACGGCAGGCUAUCAUCAAAGCUCAUCCGGAGGUACUCAAGCUCUGCGGCCCUGAGCCUCUCACCAAAUAUGUCGUUCUAGGCGUCGUUGCCCUUCAGAUCUGCUGUGCAUAUCUCCUUCGUGAUACGCCCUUCUUUUCAUGGCGCUUCUUCGCAACCGCAUACAUAAUCGGCGCAACCUCCAACCAGAAUCUAUUCCUCGCAAUCCAUGAGAUUUCCCAUAACCUGGCCUUCCGGUCCGCGAUGGCGAACCGGGUGCUGGCCAUCAUCGCCAACCUUCCGAUUGGCAUUCCAUACAGUGCCGCCUUUCGGCCAUAUCAUCUCACCCAUCACAAAUCUCUAGGCGUCGCAGGCCUCGACACCGAUCUCCCUACCGCCGUGGAAGCUUUCCUCCUCGAUUCCCUCCUGGGCAAGGCGUUCUUCUGCACCUUCCAAAUCCUCUUCUACGCCCUCCGGCCCAUGUUCGUCUACAGCCCGCCCUUCACCUCCAUCCACCUCCUCAACCUCAUCACCCAGCUCUCCUUCGACUACGUCCUUACCACCCUCUGCGGCGGUUCCCUCCAGCCCCUUCUCUACCUCGUCUUUAGCUCCUUCCUCGCCGGCUCUCUCCACCCCUGCGCUGGUCACUUCAUCGCCGAGCACUACUUCUUCUCCCGCGUCGAAAGCGGCGGCACCGAGUCCAUCCAGGAACAGAAGAAGAUGCACGCCGCCGGCACAUCCGAAACGCAGCGAGCCCCGCACCCGAUGGACUCCCUGCCGCCCCCGGAGACAUACUCCUACUACGGGCCCCUCAACAUCUUCACCUACAACGUGGGCCUGCACAACGAGCACCACGAUUUCCCCGCCAUCCCCUGGACCAGACUCCACGAGCUGCACCGCAUCGCGCGCGAUUUCUACGAGCCGCUCCCCUGCCACCGCAGCUGGGUCUGGGUCAUCUGGACCUUCAUUCUGGAUAAGAACGUGGGCAUGUGGUGCCGGGUCAAGAGGGCUCAGGGUGGCCGGCUGGUUGGCGGAGGUGGGAACGGACGCGCUGGCGAGGGCAUCUCUGCCGGAUCAGCGGGGGCUGAGGAAUCUGGGGAUGGGUGGAAAGAGAGUGAAAUUCAGAAUUGA
Aspergillus clavatus NRRL 1 is the source of this 1281-nucleotide messenger RNA. Its product is annotated as sphingolipid delta(4)-desaturase family protein. The transcript has 3 exons. Gene Ontology annotation, cellular component: membrane. The record is from RefSeq and is a predicted model, not a curated record. The coding region runs from base 1 to 1281 and encodes 426 amino acids. Gene Ontology annotation, biological process: ceramide biosynthetic process. NCBI's taxonomy places the organism in Eukaryota, Fungi, Ascomycota, Eurotiomycetes, Eurotiales, Aspergillaceae. Gene Ontology annotation, molecular function: sphingolipid delta-4 desaturase activity.